UGAGCGGCAAGAAGGCGCCAGCGAAGGGCGGUAAGAAGAGGAGGCGGACCAGGAAAGAAAGUUAUUCCAUCUACAUCUACAAAGUGAUGAAGCAGGUUCACCCCGACACCGGCAUCUCCUCCAAGGCCAUGAGCAUCAUGAACUCGUUCGUCAACGAUAUUUUCGAGCGCAUCGCGGGGGAGGCUUCCCGCCUGGCCCAUUACAACAAGCGCAGCACCAUCAGCUCCCGGGAGAUCCAGACCGCCGUGCGGCUGCUGCUGCCCGGGGAGCUGGCCAAGCACGCCGUGUCGGAGGGCACAAAGGCGGUGACCAAGUACACCAGCUCCAAGUGAAGGACCGCAUUGCAUUGAAGUUUACACGUCCACACCCCAAAGGCUCUUUUAAGAGCCACCCACACCUUCCCCGAGACAGUUGAACCAAUUGUUUUGGAGUAUGUACUAUUAAUGUUUGCGGUAUUUGUUGUUUAUAAACUCAUGAGUGAUCGCUGA
This is a messenger RNA of Chiloscyllium plagiosum (whitespotted bambooshark), 488 nucleotides long. The record is from RefSeq and is a predicted model, not a curated record. NCBI's taxonomy places the organism in Eukaryota, Metazoa, Chordata, Chondrichthyes, Orectolobiformes, Hemiscylliidae.